Alternaria alternata is the source of this 990-nucleotide messenger RNA. RefSeq lists its product as hypothetical. The annotation marks the transcript as partial. NCBI's taxonomy places the organism in Eukaryota, Fungi, Ascomycota, Dothideomycetes, Pleosporales, Pleosporaceae. The record is from RefSeq and is a predicted model, not a curated record. The transcript has 2 exons.
GAGAUUCGCAAUCGCAUAUACCACUUCACCAAGGAGAAGGUGUAUGAUGAAUGGCUGACACCACCACUGCUGAGCAGGGGCCACAAAAAUCCAAUUGGAGGCACUGUCAGCCCAAGUCAACUAGGCACUCUGCGCUAUCGUGCAUUCACUCAAGUCUGCCAGCAGAUUCGGGCCGAGUUCCGGCCUAUCUGGCUUCGCCAAUCGUGCUUCCGUAUGGAGCUCCCAGCAGUUGCUCAAUUUAUCAAAACGUACUACCCUAAAGUCACGGAUUAUCAGAACGCCCCGAAGCUUCUACUGAUUUCUUGGGAUCAUGGACUCAUUGAAGAUGAGUUUGGAGAAGUCUAUGAAGACUUUGACGGCCUUGACGAGGAUUCGAUGGAGGAUGUUCUGACAGACAUCACGCUCCUGGUCCGUCUGCGCGCGCAUUGCCCCACCUUUACUGCCAAAUUCGUCUCCCGCCGGGUACUCGAAGACGAUGUGCCGAACUGCCCAUGCGGUGAUUGUGGACAUAGUAUUCAUUGCGCAUGCGAUGACUACUGCGAUCACGAAGACGCUUUCGAUAUAGCACGCUUGGAAAUGGAGGAGAGCUAUCGGUACUUGAAGGGACUAAACACAUUUCUCAGUAACAGCAACAAUUCCUGGCUCAAGAUCUUCCGCGACACCGUCCGUGUAGGUACUCUCGUGGAGUUCACUUUCGACAUCAACACUCAACAUCCCACUGUCUUCAUUCGCUUCCCUCAAGGUUGCGCUCCUAAAGGAUUUCAUUUGAAGAACAUGUACAGCUGUUCUCUAGUCCUUCUCGACCGCCUGGGUAUGUUGGAUCUCGAGCACUACGAGCUACUUGACUAUGUUAUCGGCGAAGCAACUGGCAAAUAUACGCUUCAUGUGGGCGAACAUGGUUUACAGGUACACUACAACCAGAUUCACUUUGAUGGACGUACCAUCGCCAGCUGGAAGAAAGGGAAGGAGGCUAAGGCAUCGACUCCCUAG